GACAUGCUGUGGUGCUGGUCCAGGCCUGAGGUCUCAGUGAGGGGAUCAACAGGCCGGUGACCAGGGUGAAGGCUGUAGGCAGAGAGGGAACAGUAAAAAACACCAGAAGAAGAAGGAGAAGAAGAAGAAGAGCAGGGUGUGGAAGGAGACAGGAAGUGAAGGGUCAGAGGUUAAAGGGACUGAGCUGCAGGUGGAGGUCUGACACCUUUGUGCUGCUGAAGACUCUGACAGAGAACAAGACGACAGCCAUGUUAUCAACCAGUCCAGAGAUCCAGCCGUGAAGGACAAGAGGAGGUCGCCGCCCUCGAACAGAUCCCCCUCCGCCUCCCAACGCAACCCCCGCCACAGCGGAUCCACCGACGAACAGGAGAGUCCGGAGAGAGUGGUGCAGAAGGAGAAGCUUCAUGCAGAGCUGAAGCAGGUUCUGAGUCAGAAGAGAAGCCACCUGAGAGAGUCGACCUGCCAACUGGCCCAACCCGAGAUGGACUCAGAACCGACGGACGACCAGAGCGUGGAGGAGGUGUCGAAGCCACUGGAAAUCGUGGUGGAGACGGAGGCCGAGGCCGGCGCCAGCGGAUACAGUGUGACCGGCGGCGGAGAACGAGGCAUCUUCGUGAAGGACGUCCUUAAAGACUCUCCAGCUGCAAAACAUCUCAGCCUACAGCAAGGUGACCAGCUCCUGAGCGCCAAGGUCUACUUCGACAACGUCAGAUAUGAAGACGCCCUGAAGAUACUGCAGUGUGCGGAGCCCUAUAAGGUCAGCUUCCAGCUCAAGAGGACCAUUACCGGAGCUGAGAUCACCACGAGGCCCCGGGUCCCCAGCGUGGAGGUCAAAGGUCCCAAAGCCAAGAUGGCCAAAAUGAGCGUGAAGGGCAUGAAGUCAUUUAAAGCCAAGAAGAAGCGAGGCGGUCGGUUCGGUCUCAAGAGGUUGAAAGAGAAGCGAAAAGAAGAGCUGGUGAUAGAAGGGACACCCCCCAGGUUGGAAAUGAGCGACGUGGAUGUGGAGUUUUCCCUCCCCAGCUUCAAACAGAGGAGGAGCGCUAAGGCUGAAGCAGAAGGAACAGCUGUGGGAAAGGCGAAGAGGAGGAUCAGGUUUCCUUACAUGAAGACAAAGGCGUAUGCUGGAGCAGAAACAGGACAAGUAGAAACCGGACAGAUGGAGAUACCUGGAGCAAAAGUGAAAACUAAAGGCAAAGGACACAAGUUUGGAAUUGCCUUUCCUAAAUCCAAACACCCAAAGGCAGACUCUGGAUCUGUGGAGCUAAAACCACCAGAUGUGAACAUCCAGCCGCCGUCAGUGGAGUUCAGUUUGGAUGUGGACAAGGCUGGAGCUAAGGUUAACACACCUGAUGUGGAACUUGCCCUCCCUUCAGGAAAAGCUGAUGUGUCUUUACCGACUGUGAAAGGCAAAGCUCCAAAAAUCAACGUCAAAGGAGGGGUUAAUACAGAGGCAGCUGGAGGGACGGUCGACGUGGAUGUUGGCAAAGGGGACACAAAGCUCAGGAUGCCAAAGCUGAAAUUACCCAAAGUUCGACUGUCACGUCAUUCAGAUGAAAUAGAUGGUGACAUCAAGGUUAAAGCAGGAGGUGUGAAAAUUCCUGAUGCUGAUGUAAAACCUCCAAAAGUAGACAUCAAAGCAUGUGGUAAGGUUGAUCUUCCUGAGGCAGAGGUGGAAGGUGGUCUCUCAGGAAAACUUCCUUCUGUUGAGAUGUCUAUACCAGAAGUGAAGGGAAAUGCUGAUGUGGACGUUUCACUCCCAGAGUUUGAAGGAGCUGGGAAGACAACCAUCAAAAUGCCUGCUAUUGACAUUUCUGUACCUGAUGUUGACCUGGAAAUGGACACUGGACGUAGAAUUCCUGACGAGGUGGAGGGUACUUUUAGAGGACCCAAAAUUUCCAUGCCAAAAGUUGAUGUCUCAUUACCAAAAGUGGGAUCACCUGAUGUGGACUUUAAAGGUCCAGACAUUGGAGGUAAAUUCAGCCUACCUUCAGUCGAUAUCUCUCUGCCAAAGGUAGAAACACAAGGUGCAGAUGUGGACAUGGACUAUUACGUUGGUGGAGAUGGUAAAUUCAAAAUGCCUAAUUUUGACAUAACUCUCCCAAAAAUGAAGUCACCAGAAGGAGAUGUAAAUCUAGAAGGUCCUGAUGUGGAAGGGGGAUUUAAGCUGCCUAAAGUGGACUUGACCCUUCCUAAAGGCAAAGCAGGAACUGUUGAUAUCUCUCUUCCUAAAAUGAAGACAGGGGAGGUAGAUGUUGACAUUGAAGGCCCUGAACUAAAGGGUGCUGAGUUCAAAAUGCCCAAAAUGGACAUUACUCUGCCCAAAGGGAAAAUAGAAGGAGAUAUAGAUGUAAGAGAGCAUGCUGGGAAGGGAGGGAAGUUCAAAAUGCCUACAUUUGAUGUUUCACUGCCAAAGCUGAAACAAAGUGAAGGCCACAUGAAAGUAGAGGGUCCUGACUUUGAGGGUGAAGGUCAGAUCCAGAUGCCCACUGUUGAUGUGUCUCUACCUACAGGAAAAGUUGAGGGCAACGUAGAAAUAGAAGGUCCGUCUGCUAAAGGAGGGAAAUUCAAAAUGCCCUCAUUGGACGUGAAACUUCCAAAAGUAGCGACAACAGGAGCUGAGAUUGAUUUGGAAGGUGAUACCCCAUCAGUAGACAUUUCUUUACCAAAAGAUAAAGCCAAAGGUGAUGUCACCAUCAAGGGAAAAAGGGGAAAGUUUAAAAUGCCAAAGAUGAAAUCUCCUGAGGGUAAGAUUGUCCUGGAGGGUCCUGAAAUCGGAGGUGGAAAGUUUACGAUGCCCUCUGUUGAUAUCUCUGGUCCUCAAGGGAAAACAGAUGGUAAUUUGGACACGGGUGGCAAAUUUAACCUGCCAUCUGUAGACAUCUCAGUGCCAAAGAUGAAUCUACCUGAGGGAGAAGUUAAGAUCGAAAGCCCUGAAUUUCCAGAUGCUGACUUUUCACUUCCCAAAGCACAAAUAGAGGGUGACAUGGAGCUCGAUGCUAGUGGCGGUGGUGGCACAGCCAAGUUUAAGAUGCCCAAGUUUGACAUCUCACUACCAAAAAUGAAAGUACCCGAGGGAGAGGUUGAUGUUGAAGGACCUGAAGUCAAAGGAGGAGCAAAGUUCAACAUGCCAUCACUUGAUGUCUCUCUUCCUUCAGUCAAAUUACCAGGGAGUGAUGUGAAGAUCGAAGGUCCUGAAGCCGAAGGGGGGAAGUUUAACAUACCUUCUGUAGAUGUGUCACUUCCAAAGGUUGAUGUUAAAGGUCCUGAACUUAAAGUGAAGUCACCAGAGGCAGAUUUCAACCUAAAAGGAAGUGGGAUUGAUGUGCCUACAGUUGAUAUUUCUCUUCCAAAAGGAAAAAAGAAGAUAGAUAUUGAAGGACCAUCAGGUAAAGGAGGAAAGUUCAAAAUGCCCACUUUUGAUGUAACACUACCAAAUGUGAAGACACCCAAAGGAAGCUUUGACCUAAAGGGACCUUCAUUUGAUAUCUCACCUCCAAAAGGGAAACCAGAGGGUGACAUUGAACUUAUAAAGCCAACUAUUGAUAUCUCACCACCUCAAGGAAAUUUGGCAGGAGAUAUCACCACUGAUGGAAACGGAGUGGAAUUUGGACUCCCAUCUGUAGACAUUUCCCUCCCUGCAGUCAAAUUACCAGAAAGAGAUGUCAGUUUUCAGGGGCCAAAAGUUAAAGGAGGGGAGUUUAAAAUGCCAAAGAUUGACCUUUCACUUACUAGAAGAAAAGGAAAAGGAGAUAUUGAUAUUGACAUUCAUCCAGGACAAGAUUAUAAUAUAGAAAUGCCAUCUUGUGACAUUGGACUUCCGAAAGGCAAAGUCAAAGGUGAAGUAGAUGUUGAAGGUCCUGAAGUAAAAACGGGUAAAUUCAAAAUGCCAAAAUUUGACAUUUCUCGUCCAAAGAUGAACCUGCCAGAAGGGGACAUCAAAGUUGAAGGUCCAGAAAUUAAAGGAAAAAUGGAAAGGCCCACUGUUGAUGUUUCACUCCCAAAAGGAAAAGUUGACCUAAGUGUUGAAGGCUUGCAAGGCAAGGAGGGAAAAAUACAGAUGCCCAAAUAUGACAUUUCAUCACCAAAGGUAAAUUUUCCAGAGGGUGAUGUGAAAUUUAAAGGACCUGAGAUCAAGAGCAGGAAGAUUGAGAUGCCAGACAUUGAUAUUUCACUUCCCAAAGGUAAAGCAGGAGCAGACAUCGAUAUUGAAGGAUCACUGGGCAAAGGAGGCAAGUUCCAUAUGCCCUCUGUUGACCUGUCUCUACCUAAAAUAAAAGCCAAAGGACCAAAGCUGGACAUAGAAGGUCCUGAAGUUAAAGGAGGAAAAAUCAACAUGCCAGACAUUGAUAUCUCAUUACCUGAAGGGAAGGCAGAAGCUGAUAUCAGUGUUGAAGGUCCAGAGAUGAAAGGAGGCAAAUUCAAAAUGCCAAAAAUAAAGCUGCCAGAGGGUGGUGUCAAAGUGGAAGGACCUGAUGUUAAAGGAAAAAUGGAACUGCCAACAUUUGAUAUUUCACUCCCAAAAGGAAAAGCAAAGGGAGAUGUUGACAUUGAAGGAGAAGCGGGCAAGGGAGGGAAGUUUCACCUGCCAUCAGUUGACAUCUCUCUUCCUAAAAUGAAAGUAAAGGGAGCUGAUGUUGAUAUUGAGGGACCUGAACUUAGAGGUGAUGUUUCACUUCCAGAAGUUGAAGGUGACCUAAAUGUUGAAGGCCCAGAGGUGAAAGGUGGUAAAUUUAAAAUGCCUAAAUUUAAUGUUCCAAAAAUGAAUCUACCAGAGGGUGAUCUCAAACUCAAAGGACCUGACAUGAAAGGAGCAAAGAUCGAGAUGCCACACAUUGAUAUUUCACUUCCCAAAGGAAAAGUAGAGGGGGAUAUGGAUAUUGAAGGACCUUCUGGCAAAGGAGGAAAGUUUCACAUGCCUUCUAUUGAUAUUUCUCUUCCUAAAAUGAAAACAAAAGGACCAGAGGUCAACAUAGAAGGUCCUGAAGUCAAAGGUGGUGACUUGAGCAUGCCAUCAGUUGAUAUUUCUCUACCUAACAUCAAAUCUCCUGAAGCAGAUAUCAGUCUUGAGGGACCUGAUGUUGAUGUUUCACUUCCUAAGGGAAAACUUGGUGGUGACAUAAAUGUUGAAGGUCCUGAGCUGAAAGGAGGCAAAUUCAAAAUGCCAAAAUUUGAUGUGUCUUUACCAAAGAUGAAUCUCCCCAAGGUUGACGUCAACAUUGAGGGACCAGAUCUGAAAGGAAAAGCUGAAAUGCCUUCUGUAGACAUUGCACUCCCCAAAGGAAAGGUGGAAGGUGAACUGGAUGUUGAAGGCCCUGACGUAAAAGGGGGUAAAUUUAAGAUGCCAACAUUUGACGUGUCUUUACCUAAAGUUAGCCUCCCAGAGGGUGAUCUCAAACUCAAAGGUCCAGACAUCAAGGUUGGAAAGAUUGAAAUGCCAGACAUUGAUAUUUCACUUCCCAAAGGAAAAACAGGAGCAGAUAUUGAUAUUGAAGGACCAUCAGGUAAAGGAGGCAAGUUCCAUAUGCCCUCUGUUGACCUGUCUCUUCCUAAAAUAAAAGCCAAAGGACCAAAGCUGGACAUAGAAGGUCCUGAAGUUAAAGGAGGAAAAGUCAACAUGCCAGACAUUGAUAUCUCAUUACCUGAAGGGAAGGCAGAAGCUGAUAUCAGUGUUGAAGGUCCAGAGAUGAAAGGGGGCAAAUUCAAAAUGCCAAAAAUAAAGCUGCCAGAGGGUGGUGUCAAAGUGGAAGGACCUGAUAUUAAAGGAAAAAUGGAACUGCCAACAUUUGAUAUUUCACUCCCAAAAGGAAAAGCAAAGGGAGAUGUUGACAUUGAAGGAGAAGCGGGCAAGGGAGGGAAGUUUCACCUGCCAUCAGUUGACAUCUCUCUUCCUAAAAUGAAAGUAAAGGGAGCUGAUGUUGAUAUUAAGGGACCUGAACUUAGAGGUGAUGUUUCACUUCCAGAAGUUGAAGGUGACCUAAAUGUUGAAGGCCCAGAGGUGAAAGGUGGUAAAUUUAAAAUGCCUAAAUUUAAUGUUCCAAAAAUGAAUCUACCAGAGGGUGAUCUCAAACUCAAAGGACCUGACAUGAAAGGAGCAAAGAUCGAGAUGCCACACAUUGAUAUUUCACUUCCCAAAGGAAAAGUAGAGGGGGAUAUGGAUAUUGAAGGACCUUCUGGCAAAGGAGGAAAGUUUCACAUGCCUUCUAUUGAUAUUUCUCUUCCUAAAAUGAAAACAAAAGGACCAGAGGUCAACAUAGAAGGUCCUGAAGUCAAAGGUAGUGACUUGAGCAUGCCAUCAAUUGAUAUUUCUCUACCUAACAUCAAAUCUCCUGAAGCAGAUAUCAGUCUUGAGGGACCUGAUGUUGAUGUUUCACUUCCUAAGGGAAAACUUGGUGGUGACAUAAAUGUUGAAGGUCCUGAGCUGAAAGGAGGCAAAUUCAAAAUGCCAAAAUUUGAUGUGUCUUUACCAAAGAUGAAUCUCCCCAAGGUUGACGUCAACAUUGAGGGACCAGAUCUGAAAGGAAAAGCUGAAAUGCCUUCUGUAGACAUUGCACUCCCCAAAGGAAAGGUGGAAGGUGAACUGGAUGUUGAAGGCCCUGACGUAAAAGGGGGUAAAUUUAAGAUGCCAACAUUUGACGUGUCUUUACCUAAAGUUAGCCUCCCAGAGGGUGAUCUCAAACUCAAAGGUCCAGAUAUCAAGGUUGGAAAGAUUGAAAUGCCAGACAUUGAUAUUUCACUUCCCAAAGGAAAAACAGGAGCAGAUAUUGAUAUUGAAGGACCAUCAGGUAAAGGAGGCAAGUUCCAUAUGCCCUCUGUUGACCUGUCUCUACCUAAAAUAAAAGCCAAAGGACCAAAGCUGGACAUAGAAGGUCCUGAAGUUAAAGGAGGAAAAGUCAACAUGCCAGACAUUGAUAUCUCAUUACCUGAAGGAAAGGCAGAAGCUGAUAUCAGUGUUGAAGGUCCAGAGAUGAAAGGAGGCAAGUUCAAAAUGCCAAAAUUUGAUGUUUCACUUCCAACAAUAAAGCUACCAGAGGGCAGUGUCAAAGGACCUGAUAUAGGGGAAGGAAAUAUUUCUGUUCCAGGUGGAAAAGUUGAAGGUGAUAUCAGUAUUGAGGGACCAUCUGGAAAGGGAAAUUUUGAAGGGCCAAAAGUUAACCUUUCUGGCAAAAGAGGAGGUGGGCUCCACAUGCCAGCAAUUGACAUAAAUGUCCCUAAAUUUGAUCUCGACCUCAGCCUCUCAUCUGGUAUGAAAAACAAAGACCUUAAAGCGGACAUCAGUGGUCCUGAUGCAUCAGGAGGUUUGGAGAUGCCUGAUCUCAAAGGAGAGGUGAAACCACCUAAGGUGAAAGUUAAGGGUACUGACAUUGGGGCAGGUGGUGUAGAGGGAUCAGGUGCUUCCCUGAAACUUCCCAAUGUCAAACUACCCACAGUUGACAUCUCAGCUCCCAAGGUGGAUCUGGAUUUUGGCAUCAAGAAACCUAAAGGUGAUGAUGUGGAAGUUCAACUUCUGAAAGCAGAGGGAGGCAGACCGUCUUCUGGGGGUAGCUUUGAUCUGCCUAGUAUCAACUUCAAGGUUCCCAGUUUUACUCUUCCAAGGUUUGGUGGAAAGUCAAAAACUGGAGAUUUGGACAUUUCAGGACCUAAGGGAGACAUUACCCUCAGCCCCCCACAUGCAGAAGGUGAGAUAAGGGCACCAUCAGUAGAGUUUGAUGGGGAUGGAAAAGUCAAAGUGAAAAAACCUAAAAUUAAAAUGCCGUCAUUCGGGCUAUCCAAAAAGGAUGCAGAUGUAUCUGUGUCUUGUCCUGAUGUGGAUGUUAAUGUACCAAAGGGACAGAUUGAAAUCCCUAAACCAGAAAUGGAUGUUGAGACCCCAGACAUUAAAUCAAAAUACAAAGUGAAAUUUCCCAAGUUUAAAAUAUCAUCACAAGGACAAAUCCCAGAAGGCAACGUUGAUGCUAAACUGGAUGCAAAUGUAGAAGGGAAGAGUGGUUUCCAUGCACCUGAUGUCCACCUCAAACUUCCCAAGUUCUCAAUGCCUGGAUUUGGCUCCAAAGAUAAAGAUCUAGGAAAUCUGAGUGGUGACCUCGAUGGUAAGGCCAAGGUCAAGAUGCCUUCCAUCGAGCUGUCACUACCCACAGCUAAAACACCAGAGACUGAAGUUCUACUCCCCAAGGCUGAAGUGGACGUCUCUGAAGCUGAUAUCCAAGGGUAUGACGGGAACCUCAAAAUUCCCAAAAUGCCAACAAUUGAUGUUUCCAUCCCUAAGAUAGAUCUGGAUGUGUCCCUGCCUAAAGUAAAACAUGACGCAAAGGCAGAGGGAGGAGGUAAAUUCAAGAUGCCAAAUAUCAAGAUGCCUGACAUUGAUUUGUCCCUCCCUAAAGCAAAGACAGGUGAUAUUGGAGUGGAAGUAGAAGGAGGGAACGUGUCAAACGUUGACAUCUCUCUACCCAAAGGACAGGUUGAUGUUCCAGAUGUUGAAAUUGAGGGGAAAUCAAGUGGGAAAUUCAAAAUGCCUCAUAUGAAACUGCCAAAUGUUGACAUUUCACUGCCAAAAGGAAAAGUUGAAGGUCCUGAGGUUGAUAUUGAAGGAGGUGGAAAGUUCAAAAUGCCCCACAUGAAAAUGCCAAAUAUUGACAUCUCUCUGCCCAAAGGAAAGAUUGAUGGACCUGAGGUGGACCUCAAAGGAGAAGGUGGAAAGUUUAAGGUGCCAGAGAUUAGCAUGCCCUCUAUUGAUAUUUCACUUCCAAAAGGAAAAGUUGAAGGUCCAGAUGUUGAAAUAGAGGGACACGGAGGGAAAUUCAAAAUGCCCCACAUCAAAAUGCCCAAUGUUGACAUCUCUCUACCAAAAGGAAAGGCUGAAGGCCCUGAGGUAGACAUUGAAGGAGAAGGUGGAAAGUUUAAGAUGCCUCACAUUAAAAUGCCAAAUGUUGACAUUUCUCUACCCAAAGGAAAAAUUGAAGGUCCGGAUGUUGAAAUUGAGGGGAAAUCAGGUGGGAAAUUCAAAAUGCCGCAUAUGAAAAUGCCAGAUGUUGACAUUUCAUUGCCAAAAGGAAAAAUUGAAGGUCCUGAAGUUGAUAUUGAAGGAGAAGGUGGAAAGUUCAAGAUGCCCCAUGUUAAAAUGCCAAAGAUUGAAGGACCUGAGGUGGACCUCAAAGGAGAAGGUGGAAAGUUUAAGAUGCCACAGAUUAGCAUGCCCUCUAUUGAUAUUUCACUUCCAAAAGGAAAAGUUGAAGGUCCAGAUGUUGAAAUAGAGGGACAUGAAGGGAAAUUCAAAAUGCCCCACAUCAAAAUGCCCAAUGUUGAUAUGUCUCUACCCAAAGGAAGGGUUGAAGGUCCAGACGUUGACAUCUCCCUACCUAAAGGAAAGAUUGAAGGUCCUGAAGUGGACCUCAAAGGAGAAGGUGGAAAAUUUAAGAUGCCACAUCUCACCAUGCCUUCAGUUGAUAUUUCACUUCCAAAAGGAAAAGUUGAAGGUCCAGAUGUUGACAUCUCUCUGCCUAAAGGAAAGAUUGAAGGUCCAGAUGUUGAGCUCAGAGGAGAAGGAGGAAAGUUUAAGAUGCCACAGAUCAGCAUGCCCUCUAUUGAUGUUUCACUGCCAAAAGGAAAAGUUGAAGGUCCAGAUGUUGAAAUUGAGGGAAAAUCAGGAAGUAAAUUCAAAAUGCCCUAUAUGAAAAUGCCAAAAGUUGAUAUUUCACUGCCAAAAGGAAAAACUGGAAAAAUUGAAGGUCCAGAUGUUGACAUCUCUCUACCCAGAGGAAAAAUUGAAGGUCCAGAUGUUGACAUCUCUUUACCAAAAGGAAAAGUUGAAGGUCCAGAUAUUGAAAUUGAGGGAAAAUCAGGAGGUAAAUUCAAAAUGCCCCAUAUGAAAAUGCCAAAAGUUGACAUUUCACUGCCAAAAGGAAAAACUGGAAAAAUUGAAGGUCCGGAUUUUGACAUCUCUCUACCCAAAGGAAAAAUUGAAGGUCCAGAUGUUGACAUCUCUCUACCAAAAGGAAAAGUUGAAGGUCCAGAUAUUGAAAUUGAGGGGAAAUCAGGUGGGAAAUUCAAAAUGCCGCAUAUGAAAAUGCCAGACAUUGACAUCUCUCUACCCAAGGGAAAGCUUGAAGGUCCUGAUGUAGAUCUGAAAGGAGAAGGUGGAAGGUUUAAGAUGCCACAGAUUAACAUGCCCUCUAUUGAUAUUUCACUACCAAAAGGAAAGGUUGAAGGUCCAGAUGUUGAGAUUGAAGGACAUGGAGGAAAAUUCAAAAUGCCUCAUAUCAAAAUGCCCAACGUUGAUAUCUCUCUACCAAAAGGAAAGAUUGAAGGUCAGAUUGAAAGUCCUGAGGUGGACCUCAAAGGAGAAGGUGGAAAGUUUAAAAUGCCAGAGAUUAGCAUGCCCUCUAUAGAUAUUUCACUCCCAAAAGGAAAGAUUGAAGGUCCAGAUGUUGAUAUCUCCCUACCAAGAGGACAACUGGAAGGUCCUGAUGUUGAAAUUGAGGGGAAAUCAGGUGGAAAAUUCAAAAUGCCCCAUAUGAAAAUGCCAAAAGUUGACAUUUCACUGCCAAAAGGAAAAGUUGAAGGUCCAGAUGUUGACAUCUCUCUACCCAAAGGAAAGAUUGAAGGUCCAGAUGUUGAGCUCAGAGGAGAGGGAGGAAAGUUUAAAAUGCCAGAGAUUAGCAUGCCUUCACUUGAUAUUUCAUUGCCAAAAGGAAAAGCUGAAGGUCCAGACGUUGAAAUUGGGGGAAAAUCGGGUGGGAAGUUCAAAAGGCCCCAUAUGAAAAUGCCAAAAGUUGACAUUUCACUGCCAAAAGGAAAAAUUGAAGGUCCAGAUGUUGACAUCUCUCUACCCAAAGGAAAAAUUGAAGGUCCAGAUGUAGACAUCUCUCUACCUAAAGGAAAGAUUCAAGGUCCUGAAGUGGACCUCAAAGGAGAAGGUGGAAAACUUAAGAUACCACAUUUCAGCAUGCCUUCAGUUGAUAUUUUGCUUCCGAAAGGAAAAGUUGAAGGUCCAGAUGUUGCCGUCUCUCUACCCAAAGGAAAGAUUGAGGGUCCAGCUGUUGAGCUCAGAGAAGGAGGAGGAUUUAAGAUGCCACAGAUUAGCAUGCCUUCACUUGAUGUUUCACUGCCAAAAGGAAAAUUUGAUGGUCCAGAUGUUGAAAUUGAGGGAAAAUCAGGUGGAAAAUUCAAAAUGCCCCAUAUGAAAAUGCCUAAAGUUGACAUUUCACUGCCAAAAGGAAAAACUGAAGGUUCAGAUGUCAACAUCUCUCUACCCAAAGGAAACACUGAAGGUCCUGAAGUGGACCUCAAAGGAGAAGGUGAAAAAUUUAAGCUGCCACAUCUCAGCAUGCCAUCAGUUGAUAUUUCGCUUCCAAAAGGAAAAGUUGAAGGUCCAGAUGUUGACAUUUCUCUGCCAAAAGGAAAAAUUGAAGGACCUGAGGUGGACCUCAAAGGACAAGGUGGAAAGUUUAAAAUGCCAGAGAUUAGCAUGCCCUCUAUAGAUGUUUCACUCCCAAAAGGAAAGAUUGAGGGUCCAGAUAUUGAUAUCUCCCUACCAAGAGGAAAAGUGGAAUGUCCUGAUGUUGAAAUUGAGGGGAAAUCAGGAGGAAAAUUCAAAAUGCCCCAUAUGAAAAUGCCAAAAGUUGACAUUUCAUUGCCAAAAGGGAAGAUUGAAGGACCUGAGGUGGACCUCAAAGGAGAAGGAGGAAAGUUUAAGAUGCCAGAGAUUAGCAUGCCUUCACUUGAUGUGUCACUUCCAAAAGGAAAAGUUGAAGGUCCCGAUGUUGAGCUUAAAGGGGAAAGUGGAAAGUUCAAAAUGCCACAUAUCAUAAUGCCCAAUGUUGACAUCUCUCUGCCCAAAGGAAGAGUUCACGGUCCAGAUGUUGACAUUUCAUUACCCAAAGGAAAAAUUGAAGGUCCUGAGGUGGAUAUUAAAGGAGAAGGUGGAAAGUAUAAAAUGCCACAAAUUAGCAUGCCCUCUAUUGAUGUUUCACUUCCAAGAGGAAAAGUUGAAGGUACAGAUGUUGAAAUAGAGGGAAAAUCAGGUGGAAAAUUCAAGAUGCCUCACAUGAAAAUACCAGACAUUGACAUCUCUCUACCCAAAGGAAAGAUUGAGGGUCCAGAUGUUGACAUCUCUGUAUCAAAAGGAAAGGUUGAAGUUCCAGAUGUUGAAAUUGAAGGUAAAUCAGGUGGGAAAUUCAAAAUGCCUCAUAUGAAGCUACCAAAUGUUGACAUCUCUUUACCCAAAGGAAAGACUGAAGGUUCUGAGGUGGAUAUUAAAGGAGGAGGAAAGUUUAAGAUGCCAGAGAUCAGCAUGCCUUCUGUUGAUAUGUCACUGCCAAAAGGAAAGGCUGAAGGUCCAAACGUUGAAAUUGAAGGACAUAAAGAAGGAAAGUUCAAAAUGCCUCAUAUGAAAAUACCAGAUGUUGACAUAUCUCUGCCCAAAGGAAAAUCUGGCAAAACAGAUGGAGUAGAGUUGGAAUUUGAGGGAGAUGUAGCAGUUCCCUCAAUUGAUGUAUCAUUGCCAAAAGGAAAGGCAAAAGGUCCUGAAGUUGAAAUUACAGCUGAGGGAAGAAAGUUCAAACUGCCAAAGGUCGACAUAUCUGUUCCUAAAGGAAAACCCUCAGUCGAAGGUCCAGAAGUGGACAUUGAGGGGGAUGAAGGACAAUUCAAGUUGCCCAAUGUUAGCAUAACAAUCCCUAAAGGCAAAGUAAACAUUGACACACCAGAGGGGAAAGUGGAGGCUGAGGGAGGAGCCAUGAAGGUUCCACAUAUCAAGAUGCCCAAAGUUGAUAUUUCACUUCCCAAAGGCAAAGGUAAAGAUAUCGAAACACCCUCUAUAGAAAUGGAAGUAACAGGAGGAAAGCUUAAAGGUCCAGAUGUGAAACUCCCAAAAGGAAAAUCUGGCAAAGCAGGAGGGAAAAUUAAAAUGCCAGAGGUUGAAUCCCCAGAUCUGGACUUGGAUGUGAGUCUUGAUAAAUCAAAAGAUGCAGCCAUCCAUGGUGAGGCUGACUUAUCUGCUGAAGGAGAGCAUAAAGGUCUGAAACUCAAGAUGCCAACAAUAGAUAUCAAAGGUCCAAAAGCAGACCUGGAACUUGAUCUAGGACUUCAUCGGGGUGAGGGCAAGAAGGACAAGAAAAAAGUUGAACUUCCUGACUUAGAUCUGGAUACAGGAGGAGCGGGUAAAAAAGCAAAGGGGCCUAAAGUCAAAGGGUCUAAGUUUAAGAUUGGAAUGCCAAAAAAGAAAGCCACUGGAGACAUUGCAGUAGAAACCACAAAACCAGAAAUCUACGGUCCCGAAAUCUCAUCUGAAAAUGGACAUACGGAGGGUAAAGGGGGUAUUAGCGUCACAGUACCAGAGGUUACAUUACCACGUGUUAGUCUGAAAACCAAACAAGGGGGUUCAUCCACCUCAGGAACAGGGGCUUCACCAUCCAGUGCAGAAAUGAAAGUGCCGAGGAUUCCAGACAUUGACUUUGAUAUCGGUACAUCACUGGAUGAAGAUAACGACCAAACAUCAACGGGCAAAAAAAUCAAAAUUCCAAAGUUUGGAGUCCCGUUACCUUCCAUGUCUUCUCCUGAGGGAGGACUGGAUAUCUAUGGACGAGAGAUCCAGUAUGAAGGCCCUAAAAUGCCCAAGGUUAAGAAAGCUGUGUUUGUUCUGGUAAAUCCUCCCCAAACAGAUGAACCUGCAGCAUCCACAGGUGUCCAGGAGGGGGCGACAACAGUUGAGCUUGAAACUGAGGAUGUCAAAGUGAAGAUGCCCAAGAUUAAAAUGAAGCCAAGUUUCGGGAAGUCUAAAGAUAAACCAGAAGAUGUGGAAGAGGACAGGUCAAAGGGAGGGAAAAUGAAAAUGCCUAAAGUAUCAUUUUCUCCUGGAAAAACUGGGUCAUUUGACGUCACCGGUAAAGAAGAAUCUCCAGGUUCAAGCUCCAAUGGUGAAAAGGAGGAAAAAGGGACAUUUAGUGGUAAAAUCAAACUUCCAAAAGUACAGUUAACCACUCCUUAUGCCAAGAUGUUUUCAGCGGAGGAUGACACUGAACUUAGUGCCAAACUGGGACACGAUUCCACACCAGCCGAUGUCGAAGGAGAUGCUAAAGGGCUCAAGGUCAAAUCAGGAAAGCUGCAUUAUGCAGGUUUCGGUGACGAGCAGCGUAAGGACGUGGUAUCGUCUCAGGCCAGAACAGAAAUGCUGGACAGGGACAGUUCGGAGUCCCCCCCUGGAUUUACCAUGGAGUUCAGCUCGGCGAAGGUCCAGGCCUGGAGCGAGACAGAGGGUAGAAGCACAGAGUCUGAGGAAAGAGAGUCCUCCCCCUGGUUCAAGGUCCCCAAGUUCACCUUGAAGCCACACUCCACAGGUUUCCUCCAGAUCACUCCAGAGGGGUCUCCUCAGGCCCAGCGCAGGGGCGAGGUGGGAGGCGAGGCCGACGUCUCGGGCUCCUUCUGCUUCCACACCUCAGGGAUCGACUUCGCCACCCAGGAAACGUCCGAGGAACACCAGGUCUCCUCGGUGGAGGAGGGGGGCGCCGUCACCACGGUCACCAAAACCACCAGAAUCACCCGGCACCUGGUUACCACGGAAACCAGAUCGGGCGAAUCCUCCUCGACGACCACGACAACUCGCCAGGUGACAGACUUCAGCCACUGAGGACGCUGCGAUCACCUCACCUCCUGUGUCUUUUCCUUUGGUGUUCUUCUGUGGUGGUUGCAGUGUUUUUAAAGCUAAGCCUGCAACAUAGCAAACUCCUACCGAGUACAAGUCAAUUUUAUAUUUUAGGUAUGAAUGUGAUGAAAACCAGCAUUAUCGCAGAGUAAUAUAUACUUCCUUUUUUUUCAUUUUAAAUGUGACUAUUUUUUGUUACUGAACUCUGUUAGUUUAGUCGUAAUUAUUUAUCAGAUUUCGUUUGGUUUUUAAGGUUUCGCUCUGAAUGUAAACAUGUCAGGUUGCUCUAUUAUUUAUUUUUGUUCUGAAAAUGUGCUGGAACGAGUCAUUUACUUCUACGUCGAUCAUCAGCAUCAUUGAUUUGACGAUGGUUUCAUGAUUAAAAGUCAUUCUGAACCACUUCAGUCGAGGCCAGCAGAGAAUUUAUGUAAAUACGACUAUAUCAUAGCUUUCUGAAGCCACGCCCUUCAGUACAAAUGUAAUUAUUUUCAUAUUCGCAAAGUCAGGAUGGUAUUUUUCACCCUGAAGAGGCGUGGGCUUUUCUUACUGGUUAUAUAAUCCUAAUCUCGUGCCGUAGUUUUUUAUCUGAAGCCUUUUGCUGGUGCUGUUUCCCAGAGAUGAUCCGAUCUGAUCUGUCUCUGGACUCUUUCUGCUGCGAGAAUCAAACCUGAAACCACGAGGUUCCGGGUUUAUCUCUACGUUUUGGCCAAUCUGCUGCUAAACUAUUUUGUAUUACCUUUUUUUUUUUUUUUUUUUUUUUACUGUACACUGUAAGAAAACAUCACUAAAAUUGUAUAUUUAACAAUCGGGUCUAUAGUUUAAAGCUAUAUUUCUUACGUUGUGAAGGGAUGCUAUUGAGCAAUAAAGAAUAUUCUGAAUUUUGAAGGUGUAAAUGAUAAAACACACUUGACCCUGUAAUGGUAAAAGAUGUGGUUAAAUACAAAAUCUAAAGGAGGAUCAGGCACGUGUUCACUAAGAGGUCAUUAUAAUCUGAUAUUAUUCUGUUUAAUAUGUUACAUUAACCGACGACAUGUUAUUUAGUGCCUUAAAGGUUGAACAGAAGAUCCACUUGUGCUUGUUUUGGAUGUUAGUAGAAUAUAUCUCUAAGCUAAUGUAGAAAAAAAGACAAAAAGAGCAGAGGAAGAGACAAACUCUGGAGUAAAUGUGAGGAUUCUCCGAUUAAAAACGGAUUCAAAUUGUGCAGAGAUCAGUGUGUGAUAGUUCCGAACCCAUAAAGAAUGUGUUAAAACUGACACAACUAAGUAAAAAUAUUACAACUGUGCAAAGGAAUCUAUCGCUUUAGUUUUUUUUAACGUUGCAACUAGUGGCUGACAGCCACUAGUUGCUUCCAUUGACUUACACUGAACUUCUCCAAAAACACUAAGGCCAUUUUUAGACUGGGUAUCUGCUGGGGCGCCGAU
Messenger RNA from Sphaeramia orbicularis (orbiculate cardinalfish), 16056 nucleotides. It is a transcript of the gene prx, whose product is annotated as periaxin. Gene Ontology annotation, biological process: peripheral nervous system myelin maintenance; regulation of RNA splicing. Gene Ontology annotation, molecular function: protein binding. The coding region runs from base 482 to 14620 and encodes 4712 amino acids. The transcript is spliced from 9 exons. NCBI's taxonomy places the organism in Eukaryota, Metazoa, Chordata, Actinopteri, Kurtiformes, Apogonidae. The record is from RefSeq and is a predicted model, not a curated record. Gene Ontology annotation, cellular component: cytoplasm; nucleus.